Messenger RNA from Miscanthus lutarioriparius, 882 nucleotides. The record is from the annotation of a GenBank genome assembly. NCBI's taxonomy places the organism in Eukaryota, Viridiplantae, Streptophyta, Magnoliopsida, Poales, Poaceae.
AUGGGUUAUCAGUCGAAGUCGAUUGAUGGCGAUGUGACGGCCCCGAUGAUGCUACACGGGCGCGUGGCCAUUGUCACCGGUGGAACCGGCGGCAUCGGCUCCGCCGUGUCGAAGCACCUGGCGUCCCUGGGUGCGCGCGUAGCCGUGGCGUACAUCGGCGACCCAGCGCCUGCUCUGGAGCUGGUGAGCACCAUCAACAAAAACUCAUCAUCGGCCGGGCACGCCGGCGCCGGCGAGGAGGGGGAGAGCCAGCAGCCGCGCGCUGUCGCGGUGGAGGCGGACGUGUCGGAUGCAGCGCAGGUGAGGGCGCUCUUCGACGCGGCAGAGGCGGCGUUCUGCGGGGAGCUCCACAUCCUGGUCACGGCGGCGGGGUUGCUGGACUUCUCGUACCCGACGCUGGCGGAGACCAGCGAGGCGUCGUACGACGCCAUGUUCGGCACCAACGCGCGUGGCACGUUCCUGUGCUGCCGCGAGGCCGCGCGGCGGCCGCGGCCGCAUCAUCACCUUCUCCUCGUCGGGGGUCGGGUCGCUGCGCCCGGGCUACGCGGCGUACGCAGCGAGCAAGGCGGCGGUGGAGGUGAUGACCAAGAUCCUGGCGCGCGAGCUGCGCGGCACCGGGAUCACCGCCAACGUGGUGGCGCCGGGGUCCACGGGCACGCCCAUGUUCUACACCGGCAAGACGGAGGAGGAGGCGGAGCGGUACAUCGCGGAGGCGCCGCUGGGAAGGCUCGGCAUGCCCGAGGAUAUCGCGCCGCUGGUUGGCUUCCUCGCCAGCGACGCUGGCCACUGGUUGAAUGCCCAGGUUCUGCGCUGCAACGGUGGCACCAUCUAGCAUUCCAUGAUGCAUGCGACUGCAUAGUUUAUUUAUUUUUCAAAAAAUGA